GCCCUGCCCUGCCGCUCCAGCCUUCCAGUUGCUUGGGGGGACCAGGGGGGACCUCCUUUCUAUUUGCAUCUCCACCUACCACUUUUACCCAGGAAAUCCAGCCUGGGAGGAGGGCGUCACUGCUUAAGUAAGGCCCAGCAGGGAGCGGAACCAGGCAGAGACAGGCGGGCAGGGCAGCCGCGGACUCCAGCUGGGCAAGGAAUGGCCACCUGCCCAAGGAGCUGACACUCGCUUUCUGGUUGGCUAGCUGGGCGAUGGGCUCCUCCGCCCCUACUAAGGCUUUGGGGGUUGCUUGAGGGAUGCCUGUUAUAGCUGCAGUCCUCCGCAUACUCACUAGUACAUGGAACUCAGUGGGUCUGACUUCCGAGUAAACCUGCGCAGGGUAGGCCAGUAGGAUUCCUGAAUCGGCAUCUCAAAAGGAAUGCUCAUUUUAUGGUAACUUCUUGCAAAGCCUUCUUCCAAUUAUUAGAAAAGUAUUCUAAUAAAGACAGUGUACCUUAGAAGUAACAUAUUAAUCUCAAACUUCAUUGGAAACUCUUUCUAUCCAAUUGUAACUGAAGUUGUCUCUCACCUGGUUUAGCAUUUCAUGGCCUUGUUCCUACCUGCUGACACUUUUAUGCAGUUAGGACGUUUAUGUUUGUUUUUUAUUUCUGUGGCUGAUUGCUGUGGGUGUUUUUUAUUGUUUAUUUCACUAUGUUGGUCUUAUUGAUGGUUGUUUAUUGAUGCUGGAGCGUGAAUUGUUGCCUAUGAGGUUCCUAGAGAGGAAGGCAGUAAUGCACUGAAGGAAUGAAGAGCUGACCUGUAUCACGGCCGCCCCGCAGGCGCAGUUUCCAUGUCAACUCUCUUCGUGGGUCCCUGCCCUUUUAGGAAUCAGCACAGAACAGAGUGGCCGUUCUUUUCCUGCUCUUGGGGUUCUUAAGCCAGCCCUGCUCAGGCUCAGCUGAAAUCAUUCCUCAUUCUUCCUGACGGAUUUGUGGACUCACCAGCCUGUGCUGUGGGCCUGGGAGGGCUGCGGCCUCGCUCCUGCCCUGCCACUGGCCACCUCCUUCAGAACACCAGACACGGGGCACGCCUUUCAUCGGCAAACAGCCCCCAACAGCAAACAGGAGCCACGUAAGCCACCAGGCUGUGUGCGAAGCAGGUGGGGCUCCGAAGGCUGCUCAGGUAGGGGAGAAGGCGACUCUUCUCAGAACGCUUUCCCUUCCCUUCAGCAGAGAGGGACCCAGUGUGCGCCUGGCCUCAGGUUGCAGCGAAAGAGGGCAGCAGCGUGGCCGGCCGAAGCAGGGCUGCCCACUUUCUCACUAUGUCUGACGGGGACUACGACUACCUGGUCAAGUUCUUAGCCCUUGGAGAUUCUGGCGUCGGAAAGACCAGCAUUCUCUAUCAGUACACCGACGGCAAAUUCAACUCCAAAUUCAUAACAACGGUGGGCAUUGACUUCCGAGAAAAGAGGGUGAUGUACCGACCCACCGGGCCAGAUGGCCUCAGUGGCAGAGGACAGAGGAUUCAUCUUCAGCUGUGGGACACUGCAGGGCAAGAAAGGUUCCGGAGCCUGACGACAGCCUUCUUCCGCGAUGCGAUGGGCUUCCUUCUCCUCUUUGAUAUGACCAAUGAGCAGAGCUUUCUCAACGUCCGAAAUUGGAUGAGCCAGCUGCAAAUGCAUGCCUACUGUGAAAACCCUGACGUGGUCCUGUGUGGGAACAAAAAUGACUUGGAAGAGCAGAGGGUGGUGAAAGAGGAGGAUGCCAAGGAAUUGGCCGAGAAAUACGGGAUACCUUACUUUGAAACGAGUGCAGCCAAUGGAACCAACGUGAGCAAGGCUAUCGAGACACUGCUGGACCUCAUCAUGAAGCGCAUGGAACGGUGUGUGGACAAAUCCUGGAUCCCCGAAGGGGUGGUGCAGUCCAAUGGUCACAGCUCAACUGAGCGGCUCAAUGAGGAGAAAGAAAAAAGCAAAUGCGGGUGUUGAGGGCACAGGCAAAAUGCAGCAUUUAAAUGAACACAACAGUGAUAUUCAGGAUGACGCUUAAUGGGAUUUGUUCAUGGGCUGCUAUUGCCUUGAAUAAACGCAGAAGAGCUUGGAGGUUUCCUUCUCAGGAGCGUGCCAGGUGCUUUGCAAAAUAGCCAGAGACCCCUUGUGUUCUUGUGCGCUGAGUCCAUUGUCCAGUAAUGGAACUCAGAUUCUCUCAUGACAGCAAUAAAACCAAUUAUUGGUAGAUAUGCAAGUCACUGUCAAUUGUUAGAAAGAUUCAGUGUUCUCCCCGCCCCCCCCCUGCCAAUUAUAAGCAGAUUUUUAAGCACUCAGAACUCCCAGGGCGACCUCCAGUGGGCUUCUAGCAAAUUCCCAUCUUGUACGGAGUUCUCUGCCUGCCUAAAUGUAGAUGGACAAAGUAUGAACCCAGAAUGGAGCGCAGAAGUGUCACACACAGUCUUGCUUAUGUU
Eublepharis macularius is the source of this 2442-nucleotide messenger RNA. It is a transcript of the gene RAB27A, whose product is annotated as RAB27A, member RAS oncogene family. Gene Ontology annotation, molecular function: GTP binding; GTPase activity. The record is from RefSeq and is a predicted model, not a curated record. Gene Ontology annotation, biological process: melanosome transport; positive regulation of exocytosis. The transcript is spliced from 6 exons. Gene Ontology annotation, cellular component: melanosome; secretory granule. Lineage: Eukaryota; Metazoa; Chordata; Lepidosauria; Squamata; Eublepharidae. Bases 1304 to 1969 code for a protein of 221 amino acids.